Messenger RNA from Ananas comosus (pineapple), 11386 nucleotides. RefSeq names its product E3 ubiquitin-protein ligase UPL2-like. NCBI's taxonomy places the organism in Eukaryota, Viridiplantae, Streptophyta, Magnoliopsida, Poales, Bromeliaceae. Gene Ontology annotation, biological process: positive regulation of protein catabolic process; protein polyubiquitination; proteasome-mediated ubiquitin-dependent protein catabolic process. Gene Ontology annotation, molecular function: ubiquitin-protein transferase activity; protein binding. The record is from RefSeq and is a predicted model, not a curated record.
UCACCCUCACCCUCACCCUCACCCCCUCUCCACACCGCCCCUCUCUCUUUCCAUCCAUGUGUAUGCAUCAGCAUCAUCAGCAUCAUCAGCAUCAUCGACUGAUCAUCGUCGUGACCAAGCCCUUAGUUUCGCCCUCUCUCGCGAUUUCUAGGGUUUGGAUAUAGGUGAUCUGGGAGCGGCGAUGGCCGGGAACAGGUCGUCGGCGAGCUUUUCCCUGCGGCUGCAGCAGAUCUUGUCCGGGGGGAUGUCGGCGGCGCCCGCCCUGAAGCUGGAGUCGGAGCCGCCGCCAAAAGUUAAAGCUUUCAUUGACAGGGUAAUUAAAAGCCCAUUACAUGACAUUGCAAUACCUCUUUCCGGUUUCCGUUGGGAAUACAACAAGGGUAAUUUUCAUCACUGGAGGCCGCUAUUUAUGCAUUUUGACACAUACUUCAAGACAUAUCUCUCUUCUAGAAAGGACCUUCUUCUCUCUGAUAAUAUCUCGGAGGAAGAUCCGUUUCCCAAAAACUCUGUCAUACAAAUUCUAAGAGUGAUGCAAAUUAUUUUAGAAAAUUGCGCCAAUAAGACUUCCUUUGGCGGUCUUGAGCAUUUCAAACUAUUACUUGCAUCCACGGACCCAGAGAUUCUAAUAGCUGCUUUGGAAACCCUAUCUGCACUGGUCAAAAUGAAUUUCUCCAAGAUACAUGUGAGUGGAAAGCUGAUCUCAUGUGGCUCUAUAAAUAGCCAUCUCCUCUCACUUGCACAGGGUUGGGGGAGUAAAGAAGAAGGCUUGGGCUUACAUUCAUGUGUUGCAGCAAACGAGCAUAACCAGCAUGAAGGAUUAUCCCUCUUCCCAUUGGAUACAGAGAGUAGUAAAUCCGAUGGCGUCGAAUACCGUUUGGGUUCGACCCUUCAUUUUGAGUUCAACUUGGGUUCUAAUAUGUGUGUCAUCCAUAUACCGGAUUUACAUCUUCGAAAGGAGGAUGACUUAACCAUCUUGAAGCAAAUCGUCGAGCAAUACAAUGUACCUUUAGAGCACCGGUUCUCAUUGCUGACGAGGAUAAGAUACGCACGUGCUUUCCGCUCUACCAGGGUAUGCAGGACGUACAGUCGAAUCAGCCUGCUUGCAUUUAUAGUCUUGGUCCAAUCAAAUGAUGCUCACGAUGAGAUCGUGUCUUUCUUUGCGAAUGAGCCUGAAUACACAAAUGAAUUAAUCAGUCUCGUGCGUUCUGAAGAUUCUGUUCCUGGUUCUGUUAGGGCCCUUGCCAUGCUGGCAUUGGGGGCCCAGUUAGCUGCAUACGCAUCAUCCCAUGAGCGGGCCCGGAUUCUAAAUAAUUCAAGCAUAUUUGCGGCUGGUGGGAACCGCAUGGUGCUUCUAAGUGUUCUUCAGAAAGCUAUUUUAUCUCUUCAAAACCCUAAUGAUGAUCCGUCCUCUCCCUUAUUCGUUGAAGCUCUUCUGCAAUUCUUUCUACUACACGUUCUUUCAUCUUCAAGCUCUGGGAGUGCUAUAAGGGGGUCGGGAAUGGUCCCUCCUCUGUUGCCCCUAUUACAAGAUAAUGAUCCAGCUCAUAUGCACCUUGUUUCUUUAGCAGUGAAGACCCUUCAAAAACUGAUGGAGUAUAGUAGCCCCGCUGUUUCCUUAUUCAAAGAUUUGGGAGGGAUUGAGCUUUUGACUAAUAGACUGCAGAUUGAAGUUCAGAGAGUGAUUGGGAAUGUUGAUGACAACAAUGCAAUGGCAAUUGAUGAAGAUCAUUUGUACACACAGAAGCGGCUAAUAAAGGUCCUGCUUAAGGCAUUGGGUUCUGCGACAUACUCUCCAGCAAAUUCAAAUAGAUCUCAGAAUACCCUUGAUAGUUCCUUACCCGGUUCUCUCUCUCUAAUAUUCCGUAACGUAAACAAAUUUGGAGGAGACAUUUAUUUCUCAGCAGUAACUGUUAUGAGUGAGAUAAUUCACAAGGACCCGACAUGCUUUCCUGCUUUGAAUGAACUUGGUCUUCCAGAUGCAUUUCUCUCAUCAGUUGUUGCUGGUAUACUGCCUUCAUCCAAGGCCCUAAUCUGUGUUCCUAAUGGCCUCGGUGCAAUAUGUCUCAAUAAUAGAGGACUGGAUGCUGUUAAGGAGACUUCUGCCUUGAGGUUUCUCAUAGAGACAUUCACUAGCAGGAAAUAUUUGGUGGCUAUGAAUGAAGGUGUUGUCCUUUUAGCAAAUGCAGUGGAGGAGCUUCUUCGUCAUGUAACUUCUUUAAGAAGCACCGGUGUUGAUAUAAUAAUAGAAAUUAUUAACAAGAUUUCGUCCUUUGGGGAAGACAAAAGCAAGGACGAGAGCACCGACAUGGAGACCGAUAUUGAAAACAAAGCAAGUGAAGGACAUGACUUAGUGAGUUCCAUGAACUCUGGCUCCGAUGGCAUCAGCGAUGAGCAGUUUGUGCAGCUAUGCAUUUUUCAUGUCAUGGUUUUGGUUCAUCGAACGAUGGAAAAUUCCGAGACUUGCAGAUUGUUUGUAGAGAAAGGAGGUGUUGAAGUUCUGCUAAAGCUUCUCCUUAGACCCAGCAUUACACAGUCAUCUGAAGGGAUGCCAAUCGCUUUGCAUAGCACUGUGGUCUUCAAGGGCUUCACACAGCAUCACUCUGUGCCUCUCGCGCGCGCAUUUGCCUCCUCUUUAAGGGAGCAUCUGAAAAAAGCUUUAAGUGGGUUUACUUCAACUUCUGGCUCAUUUCUUCUGGACCCCAAAGCUGUACCGGAUAAUGGAAUCUUUUCUUCUCUCUUUGUUGUUGAGUUCCUUCUUUUCCUUGGUGCUUUGAAGGAUAAUCGUUGGAUGAGUGCGUUACUCACUGAAUUUGGAGACACAAGCAGGGAUGUACUCAAAGAUAUAGGACGGGUCCACCGAGAAGUUCUGUGGCAAAUUGCCCUUCUUGAAGACUCAAAAAUUGAGACAGAUGCUGACUCAUCCUCUUCUGCAAAUGACACACAGCGGGUGGACCCAACUGCAGAUGAAUCUGAAGAUAAUCGAUUUAGCUCGUUCAGGCAAUAUCUGGAUCCUUUGUUGAGGCGGAGGGCAUCAGGGUGGAGCAUAGAAUCUCAAGUUUCUGACCUCAUUAAUAUAUAUCGGGAUCUUGGCCGCACUGCUAGUGGCAGUUCACAUAGACUCAGUUCAGACAAUUUUCCAAGUUUGCGGCUUUUGUCAAGUUCCCAAGGUGAGCAAUCCACUCCUGCCGAUGCAAGUACUAGUAGCAGUAGCAGCAAGGUAGAAGAGGAUAAAAGGAGAUCUUAUUAUUUAUCUUGCCGUGACAUGAUGAGAUCACUGUCUUACCACAUCAACCAUCUUUUCACGGAGGUUGGGAAAGCAAUGCUGCUCACUUCUCGUCGUGAAAAUAAUCCUGUGAAUAUAUCCCCUUCUGUUGUUUCUGUUGCUACUACUAUGUCCUCCAUUGUAUUGGAUCACUUGAACUUUGAAGGGCAUGCAAGUCCAACUGAAAGGGAGGUCUCUGUAACCACGAAAUGCCGAUACCUUGGGAAAGUCAUUGAAUUUAUCGACGGCUUUCUCUUAGACAGGCCCGAAUCAUGUAAUCCAAUAAUAGUAAACUGCUUUUACGGCCAUGGCGUUAUUAAUGCAAUCUUAACCACCUUCGAAGCCACUAGUCAGUUGCUCUUUGCAGUAAACUGGGUCCCUGCUUCUCCAAUGGAGACCGAUAGUAUGAGCUCUAAGGAGGAAAAGGAAGAAAAUGAUUAUUCUUGGUUGUAUGGUCCAUUGGCCAGCUAUGCUACAACUAUGGACCAUCUUGUUACAUCAUCCUUCAUUCUCUCUUCUUCGACGAAGCAGUUACUUGAGCAAACUAUUGCAAAUGGCACUGUUCCAUUUCCUCAUGAUGCUGAAACACUUGUAAAAUCACUUCAGUCCAAGGUAUUAAAGGCAGUGCUCCCUAUCUGGACCCAUCCUCACUUUGCUGAGUGCAAUAUGGAGUUUGUUAGUGCUAUGAUAUCGAUUUUGAGGCAUGUUUAUACGGGGGUCGAAGUUAAGAAUGUUGUAGGCAAUAUUGGAGCACGCUUGGCUGGCCCCCCUCCCGACGAGUCAGCAAUAUCACUAAUAGUUGAGAUGGGCUUUUCUCGGGCGAGGGCUGAAGAAGCUUUAAGGCAGGUGGGAACAAACAGUGUUGAAAUUGCGACUGAUUGGUUGUUUUCACACCCAGAGGAACCUCAAGAAGAUGAUGAACUGGCUCGUGCUCUUGCAAUGUCUUUAGGGAACAAUGAUUCUUCGUCAAAGGAAGAUGAAGCUGCAAAAUCUAAUGAAAUUGAGCUUGAAGAGGAGACAGUUCAAUUGCCUCCAGUUGAUGAGAUACUAUCCUCAUGUGUCAAACUUCUCCAGACAAAGGAAUCGUUAGCUUUCCCUGUUCGAGAUCUACUCGUGAUGAUUUGCUCACAAAAUGAUGGCCAGCACCGAUCAAAGAUUCUCACAUAUAUUAUUGAUCACGUGAAAAGUUGCUGCAUAGUGCCUGACCAAUCGAGGCAUACUACAUUGUCUGCUCUAUUGCAUGUUCUUGCCUUAGUUCUCCAUGAUGAUGUGGCUGCACGAGAAGUUGCCUCACAAGCUGGUCUGGUGAAGAUAUCUUUGGAUCUGCUUUCUGGGUGGGAAAUUGGCUCGUUCGAUGGUGACAAGAAACCAGAGGUUCCAAAGUGGGUCACUGCCUGUUUCCUUUCUAUCGAUCGUAUGUUGCAGGUUGACCCAAAAUUGACUCCAGAAAUUAUCGAACAGGAGCUUCUGAAGAAGGAAAACACCGCCGUUACCCAAACUUCUGUUGUUAUUGAAGAGAACAAGAAGGAUCUUGAAUCCUCGCUGAACAGGCGUUUCUUGGAUAUUGACAAUCAGAAGAGGCUCUUAGAGAUUUGUUGCAGAUGUAUCAAAAGCCAUUUACCUUCGGAGACAAUGCACGUGGUGCUUCAGUUAUGUGCUACACUCACAAAAGUCCAUUCAGCUGCUGUUAGUUUUCUUGAUUCUGGAGGCUUGCAUGCUUUACUUAGCUUGCCUACCACCAGCUUAUUUCCAGGAUUUAAUGCUGUGGCGGCUGCAAUUAUCCGGCACAUUCUAGAAGACUCACACACUCUCCAGCAAGCCAUGGAGUUAGAGAUUCGACAUAGUCUUCUAACUGCUGCAAAUAGGCAUUCAAAUGCUAGGGUCACCCCGCGAAGUUUUGUCCAAAAUUUGGCUUUUGUUAUAUCGCGGGAUCCAGUUGUUUUUAUGAGAGCUGCUCAGGCUGUAUGUCAGAUUGAGAUGGUAGGUGAUAGACCAUAUCUUGUGUUGCUGAAAGACCGUGAGAAAGAGAAAGAGAAAGAGAAAGAGAAAGAGAAAGAGAAGACUAAGGACAAAGACAAAGACAAAGACAAAGACAAAGACAAAGACAAAGCAAUCGAGAAAGAUAAGUCGGCAGCAGCUGAGGGUGCUAAACUCACAGAUUCGAAUGCGAAGGCUGCCAAAACUCAUCGAAAAUCCCCUCAAAGUUUUGUAGCUGUAAUUGAGCAUUUGCUAGAUUUAGUUGUUUCUUAUGUUCCUCCUCCCCCAAAAGCCGAGGAUCAAUCUGAAGGUGUUUCUACUAACACCUCAGUGGUGGACAUGGACAUUGACACUUCCACUUCAGCUAAGGGUAAAGGGAAGGCUAUUGCUGUUUCUUCUGACGACAACAAAACUGCUGCUCAGGAGGCUUCAGCUUCCCUCGCGAAAACUGCUUUUCUGUUGAAGUUGUUGACAGAGAUACUCUUGACUUAUUCUUCUUCGAUUCAUAUUCUUCUUCGUCGGGACGCAGGCAUAUCAGGUAUUAGCAGCAGCGGCGUAUUCAGUAAUAUUCUUCACAAAUUUCUCCCUUAUCCUGCGAAAGAAAAGAAAGACAAGAAGGCUGAUGGAGAUUGGAGGCAGAAGUUAGCUAGCAGGUCUAACCAGUUCUUGGUGGCAUCAUCUAUACGUUCCACAGAGGGGCGGAGAAGGAUAUUUUCAGAAAUUAAUAAUGUUUUUGUUGACUUCAUCGAUUCAUCUGGCGGAUGCAAGGCUCCAAAUUAUAGUAUGAAUGCAUUUGUUGAUCUCCUUAAUGAUAUCCUCGCUGCUCGCUCCCCGACUGGUUCAAAUAUUUCAGCAGAGGCUUCGGUAACGUUUAUAGAUGUUGGGUUAGUUCGAUCGUUGAUGAAAACCCUACAAGUUCUGGACUUGGACCAUGCUGACUCAUCGAAGAUUGUGACCGGAAUCAUUAAGGCUCUUGAAUCAGUUACUAAGGAAUAUGUUCAUUCAGCUGAUCUUAAUGCGAGAGGGGACAACAAUUCUUCAAAUCUUGCUUCUAAUCUAAAUCAACCGGACUCAUCUUUUACUGUCGGUAAUAGAUUCCAGUCCCUGGAAACAACAUCCCAACCUGAUCAUAAUGCUGAUGCAGCGGACCAUAUGGAAGAACCUUUCAAUGCUGUGCAGGAUUCAGGCAGUUCAGACUCUGGUACAGAUGAUAUGGAUCAUGACCGUGAGUUGAAUCGCGAAGCUGAAGAUGAUUUCAUGCAUGAAAAUUCGGAAGAUGGUGCUGGCAAUGAGAAUGGUGUGUCUACCGUUGAAAUCACAUUUGAUAUUCCAAGGGAGGAUGAUAUGGCUGAUGAAGAUGAUGACGAUGAUGAUGAAGACAUGUCAGGGGAUGAUGGAGAUGAAGCUGAGGAAGAUGAUGAAGAUGAGGACGACGAAGACGAUGACGAUGAAGAAAAUAAUGAUUUGGAGGAAGAUGAAGUCCACCAGAUAUCGCAUCCUGACACGGAUCAGAAUGAUCACGAGAUUGACGAUGAAGAAUUUGAUGAGGACAUGUUAGAGGAGGAUGAUGACGAGGACGAGGAUGAUGAUGGAGUUGUCCUCCGGCUUGAAGAGGGCAUUAAUGGUAUAAAUGUUUUUGACCAUAUUGAGGUUUUUGGUGGGAACAACAAUUUUCCUGGUGAUACAUUGCGUGUGUUGCCUCUCGACAUAUUUGGCUCGAGACGCCAAGGUCGCACUACGUCUAUAUACAACCUCCUUGGAAGAGGUGGUGAUCACGGGGCCCAUCUAGAACAUCCUCUGUUGGAGGGGCCUUCUUCCUUAAGGCACCUUGUUCGGCAAAGACAGUCAGACAAUGUAGUUGAUGCAGCUUUCUCGAGUAGAAAUCACGACAAUACUUCAUCCCGUUUGGAUGCUAUAUUCCGAACAAUUAGAAGCGGGCGACAUGGACACCGUUUUGACAUGUGGCUGGAUGACAGGGCCCAACGUGGUAUAUCUAAUACUCCGACAGUUCCUCAAGGCAUUGAGGAUUUACUAGUUUCCUAUUUAAGGAGGCCUACACCUGAACAACCUUCUAACCCUAACGGCUCUUCAACUCAUCCCCAAGAAAAUGAACCCAACCCAUUGCAGAGACCAGAAACUGAAGCAAGGGUAGAAGAACCUGUAGUACAAGGUGCAAACAAUGGUUCAGAAAACACUUCCGAUAUUGCACCUCCAGAUGGUGAUUCACUUCAGGAAAGAGAUUCACUUCAAGAAAGAGAUGCACCCAAUGCAAGCGAACAGGUUACUAUGCAGCUUGAACGCAGCGAAACUGCUGUUCGAGAUGUAGAAGCCAUAAGCCAAGCAAGCAGCGGAAGUGGGGCCACACUUGGGGAGAGCCUUCGAAGCUUGGAGGUGGAAAUUGGAAGUGCCGAUGGACAUGUGCCUAUAAGCAGUAGAGAUAUUUCUGUGGUGAGUGUCAGUGAAGUCCCACAAAACCCUAGUCAAGAAGCUGAGCAGGGCGGCCUACAAGAGGAGCAGCAGGCUGAUAGGCAAGCGGAUGCGGACUCAAUUGACCCGACUUUUCUAGAAGCACUCCCAGAGGAUCUGAGGGCUGAAGUGCUUAACUCGCGUCAGAAUCAAGUAGGGCAGCCUUCUGCUGAGCAGUCUCAGGCAGAUGGAGAAAUUGAUCCUGAAUUUCUUGCUGCUCUUCCGCCUGAUAUUCGUGAAGAAGUCUUAACACAGCAACGCGCUCAAAGGCUGCAGCAAUCACGAGAAUUGGAAGGGCAGCCCGUUGAAAUGGAUGCCGUUUCUAUUAUUGCAACCUUUCCAUCAGAUAUACGUGAAGAGGUACUUUUGACCUCUCCAGAUACUCUGCUGGCUACUCUGCCUCCCGCCCUUGUUGCUGAAGCUACUAUGUUGCGGGAAAGGUUUGCUCACCGGUAUCAUAACAGCGGGCUCUUUGGCAUGAACUCGAGAAGCAGGCGGGGUGAUUCCUCUCGACGUGGUGAAAUAGGCGGUUCUGGUUUAGAUAGAAGUGCUGGAGAUUCUGCUUCACGUAAAUUAACUAGCAAGAUGGUUGAAGCUGAUGGGGCUCCUCUAGUGGACAUGGAUGCUCUAAAAGCUUUGAUUAGGCUGCUUCGUGUCGUUCAGCCCCUGUACAAAGGUCAACUGCAGAGGCUUCUUUUGAACCUCAGUUCACAUCAAGAAACAAGAGCUUCUUUGGUGCAAAUUCUGGUAGAUAUGCUUAUGCUUGAUCUCCAGGGAUUUUCUGGUAAAUCAGUUGAUGCUGCCGAGUCCCCAUUCAGAUUGUAUGGUUGUCAAAGCUACAUAACAUACUCCCGUCCUCAACAUGCGGAUGGAGUGCCGCCAUUGGUUUCUCGCCGUGCACUAGAAACCCUGACAUACUUGGCCAGAAAUCAUCCAAAUGUGGCGAGACUCUUGCUUCACCUAGAGCUUCCUCAUCAAAUCGAAACUUCUGAUAAGGCGCGUGGGAAGGCCAUCAUCAUGGAAGAACAGAGGCUGGAAGAUAAGAAGGGUGUUUUUGCUAUUGUGCUGCUGCUGCGUCUCUUAAAUCAACCCUUGUACAUGAGGAGUGUAGCUCAUCUUGAACAGUUAUUAAACCUUCUUGAAGUUGUCAUGGUCAAUGCUGACAACGACUCAGAUCAAUCUGGUAAAUCCGAAGCAUCUCCUGAUAAACCCUCCGGUUCCGAGAGCACCAUGCAGGAUGCACACGAUAAUGCCAACGCUGCUGGAUCUUCUGCUGCCAUCGAUCAUGAGACUAAACCCGAAGCAGCCAAUAGCGGUGAAAGUUCACUGCGUGCUGUUUUGCUCAGCCUACCUCAAGCUGAACUUAGGCUACUGUGUUCGUUGCUUGCACGUGAAGGACUAUCAGAUAAUGCAUAUGUUCUGGUGGGUGAGGUAUUGAAGAAGAUUGUGGCUCUGGCCCCCAUGUACUGCAGCCUCUUUAUAACAGAGCUUGCACACUCAAUGCAAAACUUAACAGCACGAGCGAUGGAUGAACUGCAGUUAUAUUCGGACGCUGAAAAGGCCCUUAUCAGCUCGUCCUCGACGAAUGGGACUGCAAUCCUUAGGGUUUUGCAGUCACUGAGCUCUCUUGUUGCCACACUACAGGACAAAAAGGAUCCACUUUUACACCCAGAAAAGGAUUUUUCUGAUGCUCUUUCAAAAGUGUGGGAUAUAAACUCAGCAUUGGAAUCCUUGUGGCUUGAGCUCAGCAACUGCAUAGGAAAAAUCGAGAGCUCCUCAGAAUCCCCGUCCGAUAUCGUAUCGACUGCUGCGAAUGCAGGACCCUCAAAUGCAGGUGUUGCUCCUCCGCUGCCAGCUGGCACCCAAAAUAUACUGCCAUAUAUAGAAUCAUUCUUUGUGACUUGCGAGAAGUUACACCCCGGCCAAUCGGAGGCGGUUCAAGAUUACGCACCUUCGACACCUUCUGAUAUAGAAGAAGCCUCGACGUCAAGUGGUGGGGGGCCAAAGUCGACUUCAGGAAGUCAUUUCCAUGUCGACGAGAAGCAUGGUGCUUUCGUGAAGUUCUCAGAGAAGCACAGGAAGUUGUUGAACGCCUUCAUUCGUCAAAAUCCGGGCUUACUUGAGAAAUCAUUUUCUUUGAUGCUGAAAGUUCCACGAUUCAUCGAUUUUGACAAUAAGAGGGCCCACUUCCGAUCAAAAAUUAGGCACCAGCAUGAUCAUCAUCAGGGUCCGGUGCGUAUCUCCGUGCGGCGGGCGUACAUACUGGAGGACUCAUAUAACCAGCUUAGGAUGCGAUCACCGCAGGAUUUGAAGGGUAGGUUGACCGUUCAUUUUCAAGGAGAGGAAGGUAUUGAUGCUGGCGGGCUCACCAGGGAGUGGUAUCAGUUACUGUCGCGUGUAAUUUUUGAUAAGGGUGCUCUUCUAUUCACGACUGUGGGUAAUGAGUCGACCUUUCAACCAAACCCUAAUUCCGUUUACCAGACAGAACAUCUCUCAUACUUCAAGUUUGUUGGGCGUGUGGUUGGUAAAGCACUCUUCGAUGGCCAGCUUCUCGAUGUUCAUUUCACUCGAUCUUUCUACAAGCAUAUUCUGGGAGUUAAGGUUACUUAUCAUGACAUUGAGGCGAUCGAUCCUGAUUACUAUAAGAACCUAAAAUGGAUGCUUGAGAACGAUAUAAGUGAUAUUUUGGACCUCACCUUUAGUAUGGAUGCUGAUGAAGAGAAGCUCAUACUUUAUGAGAAAGCAGAGGUGACUGAUUGUGAGUUGAUUCCUGGAGGCCGGAAUAUUAGGGUUACUGAAGAAAAUAAGCACGAAUACGUAAAUCGAGUAGCAGAGCAUCGGCUAACAACGGCUAUCAGGCCUCAAAUAAAUGCAUUUUUAGAAGGCUUUAAUGAGUUGAUUCCUCGGGAGCUCAUAUCCAUCUUCAACGACAAAGAGCUGGAACUGCUAAUCAGUGGCCUUCCGGAUAUUGAUUUGGACGAUUUAAGAGCGAAUACAGAGUAUUCUGGCUACAGCAGCGCCACCCCUGUAAUCCAGUGGUUCUGGGAAAUCGUUCAGGGCUUCAGCAAGGAGGAUAAAGCUCGAUUCCUCCAGUUUGUGACUGGCACUUCCAAGGUUCCAUUGGAAGGAUUCAGUGCUCUUCAGGGAAUCUCAGGUUCGCAGAGGUUUCAGAUUCACAAGGCUUAUGGCACCACCCACCAUCUCCCGUCCGCUCAUACCUGCUUCAACCAACUAGACCUGCCAGAGUACACCUCCAAAGAGCAGCUGCAGGAGAGGCUGCUCCUUGCGAUCCACGAAGCAAACGAAGGGUUUGGAUUUGGCUGAGCAAAAUCCGGGCCUUGCGAUCCGCACCGUCCGAUUUUGUACAUAAACAAAACCAGAGAGCUGCUGCGUAAGGGGCCGAGCGCAAGCGACCGCCGACCGUAAUUUGACUUGUGUCGAAAGAGCGAACGAGAGCCGUUGGAUCGUCAGUGUACAUCGUUUAUUGGACACAUAUAAUAUGAGCUGAUUUUAACUGCUGGGAUGAUGGAUUUUUAACUUCAAUAUAAUGUUUUCUCCUUUCUCUUUCUUUUUUUUGUUUUAAGUGGUCCUGCAAGUUUUAUGCUGCAGAUGAUGAUGAUAUAUGAAUGGGGAAAGUGGUGGUGGAUUCGUGAUUUUAGUAGAUAUUUUCGCUUCAUGUUA